Sarcophilus harrisii (Tasmanian devil) is the source of this 8609-nucleotide messenger RNA. RefSeq names its product prickle planar cell polarity protein 1 (gene PRICKLE1). Lineage: Eukaryota; Metazoa; Chordata; Mammalia; Dasyuromorphia; Dasyuridae. Gene Ontology annotation, molecular function: zinc ion binding. The transcript has 8 exons. The record is from RefSeq and is a predicted model, not a curated record. Bases 3553 to 6036 code for a protein of 827 amino acids.
UGUGUACAUAUGUAUAUCCUCACACAUAUAUCAUAUAAUUUCUAAAAAAGGGUAAAGUUUGGUCUGAAGUUGCAUUACUAAGUCACAGAUGUUUCCUGUAACUGGAUACAUAUGCUUCAUAGGAAUUUUGAACUGCUUUCUGAUGUUUAGCUUUGUUCAUUACUGAUCAUGUGGAUAAUUUCAUUUUGAGGUUUUCUAGUCUUGUUUACAGAGCAUGGAAAAAGUAGCUGUAGUGAAAAAUAUUGCUCUCCCUAACCUAGCAUUAAUAUGAUUUCAGGCUGUGUUUGUCUAUGUGAAGGUGAAGGAAUAAAAUCUACAGAGAUGAUGUUUAUAUUUAGCUGAAUUAGUCCUAUAUGUUCUUCUUGUGCCUCUUUUAUAAAACUAAACAGCUUGGCAGGGUAAUGACCAAAAACAUGUCCUCAAGGAGUGAUUGCCAAAUGUGUGAAAAGCAGUCCAGACUUUCUCCAUUUUGAAGUUUUAAAAAUGUACUUUUACCUAAGAGUUUAAUGCUAUAACCCAGAUAUUUAUUUUCUUCUUUUUCCCUUCUUUCCUUUUCUUACCAACUGAAAGAGAAAAAAAAAAUAUGUGUUAUCUGGCAAAGAAACUAGAAAUCUGAAUUAUGGAAUUUGUGGGAGUAUAUUUUAAACCAUCUUGUUUUGUUGACUGUUUAGCCAGAAGCAACUAGAUGACUAUAAUAUAUGUUGCUGCUGUUUAUUUAUUGGCAUAUUUGAAUCCUGUAGAGAGUGUGGCUUGGUUUCAAUUUAAACUUAGUAACUGUUGAACCAGUACAAGUCCAUUUUCUAGUAUUGCAAAAGCAUAAUGUAAAGGUAGGACCCAAAAAUGUAUAUUGGAGUCUCAUUUGUAUAAGUAAAUAGACAGGUCAACUCUUCAGAAAUUUCUCCCUAAAAACAUUGAAGUUUUCUGAACACUAAUUUCAUAUAACUCUUGGUUUGUCUGUGGUAUUAGGAAAUGAGUUAACAAUCAUGAAAGAGAAACUUAAUAAAAAAUCUCAUCCAAGAAAUGUGUAGGCAAAAAAAGAAAAAGGUAGGUUGGUUUAAUUAAUAACUAUUAGCAUGUAUGCUCUUUUAUUAGCUUUGCAAUGCCAAGAGAAAUUAAGGAAGUUACUCCAUGUAUUGGAUGAACCCUCUGGCAAAAUUGUGAGAGGAUAUAGGCAGAACUGAGUAAGAUAGGUAGGCAUGUGUUGGCUGUUAUUUGCAUUAUUAGAAAGAAUGUUGACAUUAAGAUCAGAGAUCCACUUGAGUAUUUUGAAUGUCAGGGAUCUAAGACAUCUAGGAAAAAUGAGGAAAAUUUUAAUAUCCCUCAGAUUUGGGAUGUAACCAGUAAUAAAGUUGAAAUUUUCAGAAUGUUAAAACUGUGUUAUCACCAAAAAGUCAGUAGUGAAAAAUAUCCUCAUUUUAUAGAAUAAGAAAUUGGGGACUAGUAUUACCUUAUUAGAAUAUCCAGAAAUACUUCAAGGAUCUGUUAUUUUGAUAAAUAACACACUCCACAGUUUAGUAUUUAGAAGUCUCCAGGAGUUGCUUUAGCCAUAAUUAAUUAGCUUCUGACCAAGCUGAUCUUGCUCUUUUGUUCAUGUUUAUUCUAGAGUUAUGGCCUGGAUUUGAAUACUUCAUAUUAAAUAAGGCCAAAAUUUCUAGAAAGAAUAGUGCUGUUGUUUAUUUGUUUUUUGCUUUUCAGUUUCUGCACAUCAAUUUUGAGCUACCUCUCUGAAUACAGGAAAUGACAUAAGGAAAGAAAGAAGUAUACUGUAGUGGAAAUUGCAUUAGAUUUUGAAUGAGAAAACCUCUAUGUUCAAAUCCUUACUCUGCUUCCUUGAGCAUGUCAUUUAAGGUGGUCUAUUUGCCUACUUGUGGAAUGAAGAAGUUGAAUUUAGAAACCUCUAAGGUGUUUUCAAAAGCUCUUGUGGAUUUAAUUUUCAUCUCUAUACUGAUGACUCUCAAAUCUGCUGAUUCAGCCCUAUAUUCUCUGAUAACUUCCAGGAUCUCCAUCUCCUGAUUGUGUAUUUCAAACUGCAUGUCCUUAAAUUCAACACUUCUAAAAUUGAAUUUGUUAUUUUUCCCUCAAAAAACUACUUCCCUUCCAAUCUUCCCUAUUACUUCCAAUGGCACCAUUAUCACUUCAGGUUACCUAGUCUGUCUUCCAUUUAUCUGUCAAAGUGAUCUUCCUGAAGCACAGGUCUGAAGAUGUCACCCCUUUUCAACCGAAAAAACUUCAGUGACUCCCAGUCAGUAUUUAUAAUCAUCUGCUAUAUGCCAGUCAGAAUGCUAAAAGUUAGGGAAACAAAAAGAGGCAAAAAAGGCUCCAUACACUCAAGGAACUCCCAUUUGGUAGAGAAGAAAAUAAACAAACAAGCAUCAUAGAGAAUAAAUAGGAAGUAAUUAGCAGAGAAAAUGAAUUCAAAUUAAGAGAGAUUAGGAAAAGCUUCCUGUAAAAAUUGGGGUUUAAAUUGGAACUUGGGGGACCAGGGAAAUUAGGAGGUAGCAUUGAUGAGGAAGAACAUUCUGAGGAUGAAGGAUAGUCAGAGAAAAUGCCUGGAAUGAAGAGAUGGGCUAUCUUAUUCAUAGAACAGCAAGGAGGCCGUUUCACAGGAUACUAGAAUCCAGUAAGUAAGAGAAUAAGGUAUAAGAAGACUGGAAAGGUGAGAGGGUUCUAGAUUAGGAAGGGUUUUGAAUGCCAAAUAAGACUUGAUGUCCUUAUAUCAAUAUACAGGGUGUCUGACUAUGGUUAAUCAGACCAGUACAAGCUUGCAAGGCUCUACUUGACAUAAGUCAAGGAACAAAUAAUCUAUAUGAGUGAUUUCCAGUUUCUGGAAAGUAUAUUGCUAAUGUAAAUGAAUUUAUUCAUAGAAUUCAAAAAUUUCCCUAAUUGCUAUUUAAUGUUUCCAUAUAUGGUUAGUGUGGUGCUGGAUGGUGGAGAAUCUGUUUUCUUGGUGUUAUUUGUCAGACCAUAAAGUAGCACUGGUAGAAUAGAACUGAUCCAUACUCUCUUGUAAAUCAGCCUCAGAGGUUGCAUUAAAUGCAUUAUCGCACUAUCCUCUGUGAACAAAAAAAUCAUGAACCAACUUUCCCUCUACUUUUGUCUUGACUUUGUAACCUUUUCAAGUUAAAUAAUUUAUUAUCAAUGCAGUCGCUGAUCUUGAUGCUAUUUUCUUCCUUAUAGAAUGUUUCCUACAACGUUGUUGAAAACAUAAUGCUGAAGAGCAUUAUGGGAGCAAGCACAGAGUCCUGCUUCACUCCACUGAUAAUUGAGAAAGUGUGAGAGCAUCAUCCAUGAUGUACGGUACAGUGUUGUACAGUGCUAUUGCACUCACAUUUUGCCAUAAUUGUCUACAAGCCCUUAUGACUAAUAGACAAAGUGAUAUAAGUUGUAUACAGACCUCUAUUCUUCUCUGGGCAUUUCUUCUGGAGUUUUGGGGCAGCAGAGACCAUAUCAACCAUCCCUUGGCCCUUUCUGAAGUCACAGAAAGGCUCUGGCUCUCAGGAGUCAUUGCUUAAUGAAUUGUGACUAAGGAUCCAACCCUUCAUUUUUAUAUUGAUGAUGGAACCUUUGGAGAUGGAACCCACAAAGAACAAACUCACCUUUGGGUGUCAGAGAAGUUCAACAUCUGAUGAUGAUUCAGGCUAUGCCUUGGAAGAGUAUGCCUGGGUUCCACCAGGUCUUAAGCUAGAAGAGGUCCAGCUUUAUUUUGCUUGUUUACCAGAAGAUAAAGUUCCUUAUAUUAACAGCCCUGGGGAGAAACAUCGGAUUAAACAGCUUUUGUACCAAUUGCCUCCACAUGAUAAUGAGGUGAGAUAUUGCCAAUCUCUGAGUGAAGAAGAAAAGAAGGAAUUGCAGAUGUUCAGUGUUCAGCGUAAGAAAGAGUCACUUGGAAGAGGAACUAUUAAACUUCUUUCCAGAGGACUAAUGCAUACAGUCUGUGAACAGUGUGGAAUGAAGAUAAAUGCAGGCAAAAUUGUGGUAUUUGCCUCUCGAGCUGGGCCUGGAGCAUGGUGGCAUCCUUCCUGUUUUGUCUGCUUUACAUGUAAUGAGCUGCUAGUUGAUCUCAUCUAUUUUUACCAAGAUGGAAAAAUUUACUGUGGGAGACACCAUGCUGAACUGCUCAAACCACGUUGCUCAGCUUGUGAUGAGAUAAUUUUUGCUGAUGAGUGCACAGAAGCCGAAUGUCGCCACUGGCACAUGAAACACUUCUGUUGCCUUGAAUGUGAAACUGUCCUUGGUGGACAAAGGUAUAUUAUGAAGGAUGGCCAUCCAUUCUGCUGUGGUUGUUUUGAAUCUCUGUAUGCAGAAUACUGUGAGACCUGUGGAGAGCACAUAGGUGUUGACCAUGCUCAAAUGACCUACAAUGGACAACACUGGCAUGCCACAGAAGCUUGCUUUUCCUGUGCACAGUGUAAAAUUCCUCUGUUGGGUUGUCCAUUCCUUCCCAAACAAGGGCAGAUCUAUUGCUCAAAAACCUGUAGCCUUGGGGAAGAUAUUCAUGCCUCAGAUUCCUCAGACUCUGCAUUUCAGUCUGCACGAUCAAGAGACUCUCGGAGAAGCAUCCGUGUUGGGAAGAGUAGUCAGUCAACGGACCAGUGCAGACAAUCUCUGCUUCUGUCCACUGCCCUCAACUACAAGUACCUCAACCUUUCUGACAAUGCCGAGGACCUUCUUUCUCAUAAACUGGAUGAUCUGAGCCUCUCACAUCAAGGUGUGAAUUUUGUCAAUAAAGAGUUUUGGAAAAGUGAAGGAGACCAGGAACUGCCAGAAGAUACCGAAGAAUGGGCAGAGCAUGAAGACUAUAUGACGCACCUGCUUCUCAAAUAUGGCGAUAAAGGUCUCUUUCAACAGCCUAGUGAAAUGGACGUUCAGUCCAGUGAGCACUGGGUAGCUAAUGACAUGGUUACAAAUAAGACUGAUUUAAAUAAACAAAAUCUAGUCAACCAAAAAUACCAAUCAGAGGUGUAUUGGUCACAGUCACAAGAUGGAUUGGAUGAUUCUGCUUAUGGAAGUCACCCAGGUCCUGUUGGCAAUAGAAAGCUCCAAGAAUUGGACAUGGAACAUGGAGCUUCUGGAUACAAUCAUGAUCAAAUACAUUGGUAUGAAGAUUCUGUGGAGUGUUUAUCUGACUUGAAAAAUGAACAAAGUGUUCUGGACUCUAUGGAUUCCUUAGCCUUAUCUAAUAUUACAGGGACUUCAGUAGAUGAAGAAAACAAGUCAAGACCUUCAUUAUAUUCUCUACAAAACUUCCAGGAAAUAGAAAAAGAGGAGUGUGAGAAAAUGAGUGAUAUGGGCACUUUAAAUUCUUCUCCACUCCAUAGAAAUGCUGAAUUCUUAAAGAGCCUAAGUUCUGAAUUAUGUCCAGAAAAUAUAUUAGCCAAAGAGAAACAAGUACACCUCCCAAUACUGAGAAGAUCUAAGUCUCAGUCUCGACCACAAGUUAAAUUUUCAGAUGAUGUUAUUUACAAUAAAAACCAUGGCAAUAUUGAAAUCAACCAACCACCAAUGAGUGAAAGGACUAGAAGAAGAGUUUAUCAUUUUGAGGAAUGGGGACCCCGGCCUCAUUCUCAUUGCCACAGAAGAAGUAGGAAAUCUUGCUCAGACAAUGCACUGAACGUCACUACAGAAAAAAAGUACUCUCCUAAAGAGAAGCACUGGCCUUACUCUCCAGAUAACUAUGGGAAAUUUAAUCAAAAUAAACACGCUCACGAGCUCCAAGCUUAUGUACAAAAUGCUGAGCUCUAUGGACAAUAUGUUCAUGCUACUUCAGAUUAUGCGCCACAGAAUCAAGUAGUUGAUAAAUUUAUUAAAUUUUAUGGUGACGAUGAUUCUUUAUGUUCAACUUCUUCUUCUGAUUCAGAAGAAGAAGGAUACUUUCUUGGGCAACCUAUUCCUAAACCACGGCUGCAGAGACGUGCGUGCUAUACAGAUGACCUCUCCAGUCCAACAUCGGAGCUACUUAAUACUCAAAUUGGGCAAAGGACAACAAACUCCAAAAAGAAAAAGGGACACAAAGGCAAGAAUUGUAUUAUUUCUUAACUCUGUAGUUAUGGAGACCAUGCUAGCUGUGUAGCUAGCAGGUGGUUUUAAAUGCUUUGCCAACACAAAUGAUGACCCAACUGCUAAAGAAUGUCAUACACAUUUUAAAAGGUACAGGUUGUCCAGCUCCAUUCCUUGGAUGUUACUGAGUUUAUGAGUUGUGUCCAUUAAAUACACUGCAGGUUUUUCUAUUCAGAAUAAAACAAACAUGGUAUUUGAACCUACUAUGAAACAGGCUUUAAUUUUAAAAGCUGGAGAAAUACAGCCACUUUUGUGAAAUAGUAGUUUUCUUUUUCUUUAGAGUAAUCCUUGGCUUAGAUCUUAUUUUGGUUUGUUUUAUUGUGAAGUAUGCACAUUGUUAGAACUGAUAGAGAAAAAAUGAUGCAGUAUAUUGUACAAGCCCAACUUGGACUUUUUUGACACUUAGCCCAUGUUACCAUUGUAUUGUGUUAAAUACAACCACCAAAUGAGAAAACAUUGCUAUUUAUGAUGUAUUUCAGAAACUUAAGUGUAUCCCUAAUUUAAUACUACAAAUGUUAAUGUAUAUAUUAUACAGUUCAUAUUUUAAAACUGAUAUUUUUAUAUUCCUGAAUCAUAAGACGUCUACUGUGCUACUGUCAACAACAUCACAGGACUCAUGUGAAACCAGGUUUAUUAUAAGAGAAAUAUACAUGCAUGUGGAACCCAAAGAGUUCACAGUCUUUAUAGAAGUUGGUAUAUUUAUGAUGUUAUGACAAAAAGAGGAGGAGAAGACAGAAAGGGUAUGGCAUGGGAGGGGGAAGGUGCAAUAACCUCUCUUGAAGGGGAGGAACAAGACAAUGGAAUAUUCUUUUUCCUUGGAACCACUAGACUAGACAGGAGGGUCUGCUUAUCUGCAAAGGACCCCAGCUACACAAGCAUUUUUCCCAGCCUGGCACAGACUGGCUGAUGCCUGUCUUGCCUCCCAAAGACACACAGGGAAUUCAGCUUGGGAUGCAAACAACAAAUUAUGUUAGCUGGGGGAGCUUCAUCCUUGAUACAUUCAGGGCCUCCUGCAUAUUUUGGGUCCAGUGUUUUGGGAAAACAUGGCAACACAAAAAAAGCAAUAGUUCUUAACACUACAAAACUAGAUUUGUUAGGAAACUAGCAGUAGCAUUAUGGAUUAAGUGAAUGUAUUCAGGGUUUAAAGUUGAGAUAGUUAAAUUUGUAAUAUUAAUUUUUUUUAAGUUUCAGUAUUAAAAAGAUUCUGUAUGCAUGGCAGGGCUUAGUAAAUACUCUUUAACCAUAACACAUUUAAUCUUACAAGUAUUAUUUAUGGGCCAAGCAAUGUAAACUGUACAAAUGUAAAAGCAAUUUUUAAAAAAUACUCUUGAAAAUAUAUCAGUAAAAAACAAACUGAAGUUGUUUGGGAUGAUUUUUUUAAUAUAAUUCUCAUGUAGUGGGCAUUUUACUGGCUAUAACAACACUGCUUCCUUUGUUAUAACAAGCUAAGUCCUUAUUGUUUAUGUUGUAGUUAAGUUUGUAUCUAAGAUUAUAUUAAGAUUCCUCACUAAUAUAGAUUUACUGUCUCUUCCUAUAACUCAUUUAACUUUUCCUUUUAAGUAUUUAAAUGACAUGCCAUUUCAUAUAACAUUAAGUACUUUAAAAAUAAGUUUUCUGGUUUUUUAUAUCAUCAUAGCUUUCCUUAGUAUCCCUCUCUCCUCCCACUCCAGAGAACAAUCUCAUAGAACAAAUAGUACCAAAGAAAGAAAGAGAAAGAAAAGAUAGAGGGAAAAAUCAGCACCUCCAAUAUAUUGAAAACAUGCAAUGUAUAACAUUCUUAGACUUCCCAAUUCCACAAAAGUAUGGCUUGGUAUUAUCCGUUCAUGUUUUCUUUUGAAUCAUGCUUGAGCUUUAUGAUUUUGCUACAUUCAUUUUUAAAUUUUUUUAUGUGUAAUGAUUUCUUUCCAUUUACAUUGAUAUAGUCAUAUAUAUUUUACUCUAUCUCAGCUCAUGUAGCUCAUUCAAUGCUUCUCUUUAUUCAUCAUAUUCAUCAUUUUUAUCACAGGUAUGUAACAUUAAAUUCAUGCACCACUGUUAAUCCCUUCCCCAAUUGAUUGAUGGAUAUUUACUUUGAUUCCAAUUUGUUGCAAUCACCAAAAAAGUGUUGUUUUAGGUAUCUGGUGUUAUAUGGGGAUUUUAUUGGGCUUAAAAAAAUUUUUUUUUUCCAAAGGCUUCCUUGGGAUGUUUAAAGGAUAUGAACAUUUUCAUCAAUUCCUUUUCAUAUAGCUUUCCAAAAUAGUUGUACCAUUUUAUGGCUCUAAAAGCAAUGAAUUAGGAUGCCUAUUAUCCCAAAAACUCCUCCAACACACAACUGCCACUUUUCGUCAUCUUAGCCAAUUUGUAGAUUGUGAGAUGAAACUUAUCUUUGAUUUGCAUUUUUUCUCAUUAUGUUCUGUGUUUUAGAGCAUUCUUUCAUUUGAUUAUGAAUGCUUUGUAAUUCUCAUUUGAAGACUUUUUUUUGUAUCUGUUGACUACUUAUUUCUUGGGGAAUUGCUAAUAGAGAAACAUAUACAUAUACAUCCAUAGGCACACACAAAAUACACAUAAAUAUA